Molecule: messenger RNA, 5242 nt
Organism: Serinus canaria (Common canary)
Lineage: Eukaryota; Metazoa; Chordata; Aves; Passeriformes; Fringillidae
Gene: STN1
Product: STN1 subunit of CST complex
Exons: 10
Coding region: 142-1233 (363 amino acids)
Biological process (GO): DNA replication; nucleotide-excision repair; double-strand break repair via homologous recombination
Cellular component (GO): DNA replication factor A complex; chromosome, telomeric region; CST complex
Molecular function (GO): single-stranded telomeric DNA binding
Source: RefSeq, a predicted model, not a curated record
GCAGCACGCGCGCAACCCUCCCCCGCCGACGGCUCGGGCCCGGCACAGGCGGGGGAAAGAGGCGGGGCUUGCUCUGUCACGUGACGCGGCCGCGGCGGCCCCAGCCAAUAGGAACGCGCGGAGGCUACGGGCGGGUUUCAGAUGCAGUCUGAGUCUGAGAAGUAUGAACAAGAGAUGCCUUCUCUGCACUGGGGUAUUGAUCCUGUAUUUUCUGCAUUUGCAAGACUCUACAUUAAAGAUAUUACAGAAAUGAGAGAAUCUAUACAGGUGCCAGGUAUAUUCUUUUAUAAUGGACAUCCAAUAAGACAGGUGGAUGUUGUUGGGAUAGUGGUUCAAAAGAAGGAGCGAGAUGCCUUUUAUAAUUAUGGAGUGGAUGAUAGUACUGGAGUUAUAAAUUGUGUCUGCUGGAAAAAUCCCAUGGUAGCAGAAACACCUUUAUCAGGUCAUCCAAGCACACCCAGCAGUCUCAGUGUGUUUGAACAGCUGAAGAAACUCCAAGAAACAGUGGGCCAGAAAACCAAGCUGGAGAUUGGAGAUGUUGUCAGGGUCAGAGGUCACAUCCGAACCUAUAGGCAACAAAGAGAAAUUCAGGCUUCAUGUUUUUAUAAAGUGGAUGAUCCUGUGUGUGAUGUGCAGAUUUCGAGAAUGCUGGAGCUCCCCUCUCUCUAUAGAGAAGUUUAUGAUAAACCUUUCAAGAGGCCUGAGGAAAUACAGAGUGGCCCAGAGGGUCAGAAUUUCUCAAUCCACAUGCUGCAUGAGAAAGUGCAAGGCUUUCUAUUAGAAAACAAAAUUCAGACCUUUUACCAGCAGGAGUUGGAGGCAGUUGAUUCUCUGGUGUCUCUGAUGGGUGUGCAUCUACCCAGCCCCAGCUGUGAGGAGGUGAAAUCAGAAAGUAGCUCCAGUUCCAAAAAGAUUCACGGUGUUUUUAAGGAAGCAAUAAAGAUGCUACAAGAAAAAGGAGUGGUUUUCCAGAAACCUAGCAGCUCCAAGGACUUAUACUAUGUGACUGACCAUGAUAAGGAGCUGUUUAAAGUGACCCUUGAUGUGAUUAAAGAAGACUGUCGAAAACCCAGGCAUGCUGAGAAAGGCUGCCAUUUCCUUCAUGUCCUGAGUUGUGUUCGGCAGAGCUACAACCCCUCUCUGCCUGAAGUGGUGAUGCACCGUGUCUUGGAACUACUGGAGAGUAACAGUGAUGUUGUCAGCACUAUGGAAGGAUAUUUUAUGGUAUUUUAAAAAGAAAAUAUAAGAAAGAGAGGUUGAGAGACUGUGAGAAGCUGUAAUUAUCUGGUAUUAUCUAGAUAGUAGAUAAAAAAGAGCCUUUUGAUUCUCCAAAUGCUGUUUUUGUGCAGCUUCAGAGAAAUUGUUCAAAUACUUGUUUUAAUAUUCUUCCUGACUUCCUUGCUAUUCCUAGUGAAAGUGGUAUCAAACUGAUUCUGGACAUUGUAAUCUAGCAGGGAAACUGGAAAAGAAACUGUGCUCUUGGAGAAGGAUGAGAUAUUCACCAUCCUCACAUCUGCAUCCAGUGGGCCUAAAGAAAAGUCACUGCUAAAAAUCACUGUUUACAGCAGUGGUCAUCUCAGGAGAUAUUUUUCUGGCUUAAAGACUGAUCUUGCUAGGAUGCUGGUGCAUCUUUGUCUGUGAAUAUGUGUUCCUCAAUCUGGACAGCUUUCCCACUACUAAAGCAAUCCUCACCAUUCUCUGAAAGUAAUAUUCAGGAAUGGGGUCCUGCAUCCUUUGCCCCCUGGUUGUCAAGCAUGUCUGCAUUACUCUGCAUUCCCAUCUGUGCUACUGAUGUCUGUUGUUGCAGUUUCUCUUCAGACCAGAAUUCUCAAAAUCAUCUAGUUUUGCUGUUUCAGUAAAUGGUAGAACAUAAAUUCAAUGCUUUGGAAAAGAAAAUACAGAAGCCAUUGAAACCCACUGUAAUCUCCUCUGCCUGUUGCUUUUUGUGUCUUUUAUUCUUUGUCACUUUUGGGGUAAAAUACUACCCAUAUCUGUGCUUGCAGAAGAACACAAGGCAUAGGUGAAACAACAUUAGCCUAAAGAAGGUCACCAUGCAAGAUGUUUGAUCUGGAAUAAUUAUAUCUCUGUUAUGUGCAACAGUUAAAAAGCAAAGUUGUUCAAUAUUUAUGCUUAGAGAGGGCUGGCUGCUGCAGGGGCUUGUCUGUUUAAUUAAUCUGUUUAAUUUAUGGUGUGGAGGUGAGACCUUUAACAUGAAAAGGUACAGAAAAGAAAAGAGUACAAAAGAUUGAAUUUAUCCUUUUUUCCUCUGCACCUUCCCUGUAACAGUUGAAACAGCAGACUCCCAGGAGGCAGCUGUAGUGGUAAAGCCCUAUAUAAGGAUUGACAUAGCAGGGAAAAAUAAACCAUAUGCAUGAGGAAAGCCAGUGAGUAGCCCCAUGUGUGCCAGCUCUCUGGUUUGUUAUAUUAUCUGCCUCACUCCAAGCCCUGGCUGCAGUGAGAUAUAGGCUAAGAGAAAGGCUUGACAAAAUAUUUGGCAUUUGCAUUCAGAGGCCCUGGAAAACUCUGGCCUUAAAGAGAUGGUGAGUUUGUUCCUAUUAGAGAACUAUGGAUGAAUCAUUCAUGUGCUGUGUGUUCCCUACUUGCUGCAGGACUCAGUAGUUGGUUUCCUCAUAGAUUUCCCUACUCCUCACAUUGCUGCUCUGCUCUGAGUCAGGUACCUUCUAGUCAGACCUUAAUAUGGGUUCUGAAUGAUGCUAAAGGGAUAUACCUAUGCAGAAGAAAAUAGAAGAGGAUUAAGGAAGAAUUGUAGUGUUUGUUCCCCACUCCCUCCUCAUACCCUGAAUAUCUCUGUAAGUCAGGGAAAGAAGGCAGAUUCUGAGUGUAGUGCUACUGAAGGGAAUUGAAACUUUAAUUUAUGCCUAUGAGAAGAUCUGGUUGGCUACUGGGGAGAUUUGCUUUUAAAUUCCUGUUCUGAUUGUUGAUGAGUUUGAAGUGAUGCUUAAAAAUAAGGCUAUCUGUGGAAGAAGUAGCUUGGAAUAUUGAUUCCUAAAUUCAAAUUCACUUCAGGAAUUGCCCACAAGCACACAGUACAUAUGGUUAAGUUGCUUAUUUGGCAUGAAUUGGAGGAUAUUUUAAAGGAAAGUAUGAGGUGUUUCAGAUCACUUGGAAGAGCAUGGCAUCUAAUUUACAAGACUGUCUUGGUCAUUUUCUUGAAAUGUUCUGUAUUAGCAGAAGCUUAUUUUGCUGGGAAAGGGUUAAAGGAACACUGCUAGCUCAAUGGGAAAGGUGAUCUCCUCUCUGAAGUUAGAAGAAAGACCCUGGUUCUCCUGAGGAUGACAGCUGAGUGUGUGGGCUGGAUGAGUUUGGGGAGAAAAAGAGAGUUUGGAGAUCAUGUUGCUCUUUAGGAUCUCUUUAAAAUAAAUUCAUACCAAAAUAGGAUUACAUCUUCAGCUUUGCAGUUUGUAUAGUUACAUGUGCAAAUUCUGUUGCCUCCAAAUCUGAGGCUGCACUUACUGUGUUUUAGGUAUUUUUCUAUGUGUAAAGUUUGCCUAAAAUCCCUGUCCACUGAUUUUCUAUGCUUGGAGGUAGAAAGGGCAGGCACUUGUAUCUGCUUCAGUCGUGUUGCAGUUUGAAAGCACUGAAUAACUGCAAAGCCUUGGAGAUGAGGUGGAAGGAACUUAUCUCAGGAAACACGGGUAAGUUAUUCUGGAAAAAACCUGUCCCUGGAAGUUUUUAAGUUGAACCUUGCUGGGAGUGCUCAACUCUUGUGAUGGAGGGUGUGUUCUGAUGGUGUUUGUUCCCUAAGAACAGGAAAAAGGGAUUUUUUCUCAGAUGAGUUGUCUCAGGGAAGUAAGAUGGAUAAACACAAGGGAGCCUAUAGUUUUUACAAGAGUGAAAGGUUAAGCUAAAGUUAAUGGAGGAGCCUAGAUUUAAGCUACACAGAUUCUGACUAUUUCUACAGAAUAGUUGUGUCUUAAGCUUGCAUGCUUUAUUUUUUCCACAGUAGCCACCCAGCCCAGGUUAACACUUUCUCUGGUUGAGAGCAUUCCCUUUUGCACCUACAGGGAAUGCAUGUGCCUGCACAGCAGUGCCCCAGGAGCUGUGGGAGCACAGAGCUCACUGUAGGCUGAUUUACCCAUUCACUCAGUAUCUCUACAGUGUGCUUCUGUGACAGCAGUCUAGACAUACCCAUGUUGGUAUAAGUCACCUUUAUGUAAGUCAAACUACACACACUAGGGCUUUUACUGCAAAUAAACUGUCUCUCUGUUUAAAGAUCAUAUCCUUAACCAACAGAGUCAUAUCAUGCACACUGUUAAAAUUCUUAGACCACACCUAUGAAAUAUUGUGCAGAGCAUUCAGUGAAAGCAUGCUUUCUUGUUUUGUUUAAUUUGAAAACUCAUUAGGCAGCACCAUUAUUACUAGUUUAUUAAAGAACUUAGAAAACGGCACUUUAAAGUAAGACUAAGAAGCGAGAAUUCAUGUUGUAGAACUGCUUCAUGGCCAGUUCCAGUUUCCAUAGCAACAGUUACGGCAGUAAAAGGUAGGUAAGGAAAAUGGAAUUUUUAAAAGCAGUCAGCAUAUCUACGUUACCUUUAAAAGGUAAGUUUCCAUAGAAAUGCAGCACCUGAGAACAAAAAUUACCUAAGAAUCUCAAUAUUCUGUUCUAGAAAAAUGCACAGUGAUUGCUUUUCUGGUGAGGAAACAAAGGAACAGCUUUACCUUCAGUCCCUGCCCCUGCUUAUGUGAGAGAAGAGAUGAGGUUGCUUCAUACCUCAGUUUCCUCCUUCUGUAAAUUGGGAAUAAUAUAACUCUGUGUGUAGGUCAUAAGCCUCAAUUUCUUUUGUAAUCAUAGUCACUAAAAGCUCUAUGGGAGCUAUUGGAGAAAAACAGUAUGGCUGUGUGGGAGAGAGUGAAUGGAUAGAUGCUGGAGUGGGACUUAGGAAAAGUUGUUCUUCUACUAGUACUAAUAGCUUUGGUUUUUUCUGCCUCUCUUGCCAUGCGUAUUGCUUUGCUUGUCUUGUCAUCUUUUUCUCCAAGGCCCAUGAGGCAAUGAUAGUCUCCCUGGUUUUAUUUGUAUCAUUCUUUUUCUGGAAUCCUGUUUCCUCUUAUGACUUCUUGGAUGACUUCAUAAAAAUGGAAAUCCAGAUAAAUGAGUUCUGAGUAUUCUUGCUCUGAAAUUGUUGAAUUGUAAAUUUGGACCCACGAGGACAAGCAUUUUACACAACCUGCCUGGGAAAUGAAGCUUUACUUUCAAAAUAAUAAAUGACCAAGUUAAAUAUUG